AUGGCUUAUUUUUAUUUUGAUUACAUUCGUCCGAUUCAUGAAGAAGGAGACAAGGCAAAGUUGGCUCCCUUUAUUAAUGGAUUAAGAUUCUGCACAUCUGAUCGACUAAUUGGCUAUUCAGUGAUAGAAUCCCAUCAAGAGGAAGGAGCUUUGAGAAGGGGUUCUCAAAGAAUAAUUUCACCUCCUCCUUCAAUUCCAACAAAUUAUACUCAAGGUGUCAAAUUUUUAGAUUUAGCUAAGCACGUGUCACCAAUAAUCGUCGGUUUGAAUGGAAAACACCCAGAUUUAUCUAUUCCUCCAGGAAACACCAAUGAACCAAUCACUUCGGAUUUGACCUGUCGAAAGAAAAGAGAUUCUAACCCAAUUGCUGUAUCAGUUAUUAACCGAGAGGAUGGUGUCUUGCCUCGGCCUACGACUUUUUACAAUGACCAAACUAUUGAACACUCAGAUGGUGAAGCUAAGCUUUUGUUGAGAACUAGAUUGAGUCUGGCGUCGAAAGUCAAUGUGGAAAAUGUCUCAUCAAGUAAGCUUCAUUAG
Messenger RNA from Rodentolepis nana, 537 nucleotides. Lineage: Eukaryota; Metazoa; Platyhelminthes; Cestoda; Cyclophyllidea; Hymenolepididae. The record is from the annotation of a GenBank genome assembly.